Chironomus riparius is the source of this 579-nucleotide messenger RNA. The record is from the annotation of a GenBank genome assembly. Lineage: Eukaryota; Metazoa; Arthropoda; Insecta; Diptera; Chironomidae.
AUGACUUCAGUGUUUAUGACGUCGUCAAUAAAUUCAGUGAAUUACAACAAUUUCCAUGGAUAUUCGAACUAUGGACUCAAUUAUUUUAAUGAUUCGGCAAGUGAGUUUUCGGACGAGUAUCAAAAUUCUACAUCUCCAGUUUCAUCACCUCAAUAUAAUGUACAAUGUCAUAUGAAUAUUCAAUAUAAUCAAUAUUAUGAGCAGACUCAUCAGAACAGCUCGACAUUUCAUCAGCAGCCAAGUCCGAUUAAAACAAUUGAGGAAUGUCAAAAAUUCAGUAACUGCAGACAAGAAUCAAUCAAGGAUCAUCAAAAUAUUAUUAUCAGCAGAUGUGAAAGUAUUGAGAAAAGUUCAGGCGAAGAGAAGUCUACAGUUGUCGUACCUGAAGUUCUUAAAAGAAGGCGCGUGGCUGCAAAUGCAAGAGAACGAAAGAGGAUGAACAACUUGAAUUAUGCAUUCGAUAGAUUAAGAGACGUAGUUCCAAAUUUAGGAAAUGACAGGAAAUUGUCGAAAUACGAAACACUUCAAAUGGCUCAAACAUAUAUCGCAGCACUAAAUGAGUUACUAAAGAGGGACUGA